Messenger RNA from Cladocopium goreaui, 7891 nucleotides. Lineage: Eukaryota; Dinophyceae; Suessiales; Symbiodiniaceae. The record is from the annotation of a GenBank genome assembly.
GCCUAUGGCAAGUUCACCUGCGCAUGGACAAGAUCCUCCUUUUGCAGAACAGAGACGUGAUGAUUUAGAGCCUCUUGAAAAUGAUCCCUGGGCGCGACCUGCGCAAGUUGGAACUCCGAUGUCGCAGACACCUUUGGAGCCUAGGAGUGAUGGGGGUCGAAAACAUGUUGACUAUCGUCUAGAUCCUGCACCUAGUUGGGGAGGAGACAGUCCUGAAAAGCAUUUCAAAGAGUACCAUAGAAACCUUCAGUUGUGGUUGGUUGAAGCUGAAGCCCGGAUUCCCCACAACUUGAUUGGCAAAAGAAUCAUAGAUAGCAUUCCAUUGGGUUCAAAGCUUUCAACCCUGCUUGCACACCUCACGGUGGACGAGAUCACCGCUUCUGAUGGGCACCAGGUGAUCCUUUCGAUCAUUGAAGAAGCUCAUGCAUACCUCAAGGACCAUCGACUUGAACAGGCCUUUGAUGAGGCGAUUUUCCGUGGACGCCGCGAACGUGGCCAAAGCAUGACAGCGUUUUUGGCUUCGAAGAAGGCGUCAUUUGCAGAGCUUCGCAAACAGGGGCUUGACUUGUUGUCAAAUGCUGCUGGACGCCAUCUUCUUGGACAUUUGAUCCUUCGGCAAGGUGGUUUUUCCAAUGACCAGCGUCAACGGCUGAAGGUUGUGACCAACGGGUCAAUUGACUACAAGGUUGAGACCUAUGCCGAGAUGGAGAUGGCCGAUGACGACCCUGACCUCUUUGAGGACCUUGUCUGCCUGAACGAGGAGAACGAAGUGCAAAUGACGUUCCCCGAGGAGUUGCCGAUGGUCAUGGAUGAGUCCGAUGCUUUGGAAACUUUGGGCAACAACCUGGAGAACAUCUUCUACGAGACCCGUGAACGUUUGAAAGGCAAGGGCAAGGGCAAAUCAAAGAAGGGCAAAGGCAAGGGCUUUGCUAAGACCUUUGGCCAAGCGGCCUAUCCAGGUUUUGGAGGUGGACGUGGAGGAUGCUUGGAGCACAGACGCAUGCUGCAAGCUUCACGAAAUGCCAGAGGAUAUGAUCGUCCAUCAUGGCAGUCAAGGGCAGGAACCAGAAUGUCACUCCAUGAGCUGAAGGCAAAAAGCCGUUGCCACCAAUGCAAACAAGUUGGACAUUGGUCCAAAGAAUGUCCUCAACGUGGCAAACUCAGCUCUGGACCCAGGAGCACAGUGUCAGCUGGUGGAACAUCCAAUUCAUCUAUGUCCACAGGCUUUUUCGUGGAACCACCACGGUCCAUGGCCAGUUUUAGCGGCGAACGAUACUUUUCUGGAGCUGCGAAAUAUGUGGAGCGGCCGUUUUCAGGGCUGAGUUUUGUUUUUCUGGGUGUCAACAAAUCCACUGGUACAGCACUAGUCGACACUGCUGCACAACAUGGUUUGGUUGGUUUGGAAACUUUGGAAGCUCAUGACCAGUUUUUGCAUGAACAUUUUGGUUUGCGAGUUCAAUGGUCACAUGAAGCAGGGGGUUCAGUGCGUGGAGUUUGUGGUGCUGAAGAAACAACUAGGAUAGCCUAUGUUCCAAUUGGUCUUGGUGGCAAGAGCGGAGUUUUACGAGUUCAGGUUGUUCCAGGUGAUAUUCCAUUUUUACUCCCAGCAUACUUCUUGACAGAACUUGAGGCAGUGAUUGACAUGAAACAUGGCACCAUCAUGUACAUGGCCUUGGGUGUGAAGCAAGACAUGAACCGUUUGAGCACAGGGCAUGUUUCAGUGAGCAUCGUGGAGUUUGGAGAUGGAUUUCAUGUACCUGCAACUUUUUGUGGCACAAGAAGCAAGGCGUGGUCAACAAAGGCCGUGCCUGAUUGGUCCCAACUGUCGACCUCACAUGCUCCCGGCUCGGUUGCAAUGGGGCCGGUGGCGGCGCUUGUUGCUGCGGUUCUUCACCUCCACUUUCCUUCGCGAGAACAACUGGAGAAGCAGAUCUACGAUUUGCAGCAGCAGGAGCAGAAGAUGGUGGCAACUGCAGCGGCUACAAGCUCAAUGUCAACACCUGGCCAGUUGAACAUUGCCCGACGGGAAGAACGACAGCAACCGCUGGCAUGCAUCAUGGGCAGAGGCAAAUACCUAGUGCCUCAAUUGGAAGCUUCACCGCAGUGUCCACACUCAAAGACCACACAUGGCGCCAACCGCAUGAUGAGCUACCAGAGAUGCUUGGAUUGCCAACAAGAGCAACAGAUGCCUCUGACCCCUUUGAAAGACCUGCAGCACUGGAACCACAACCUGGCCUUCCUGCAGACCGACUUCCUCAAGCGGAUGGUCAACUUAGAGCUGGAGAAGAAGAAGCAGGAAGCCACCGGGUCUUUGGGAGCACAGCCCAAAGGCCUAGCCAAGGCUCAACCAAAGUCUGUAGCCAAGGCGACAGCUGUCAAGAGCCGAGCGCAACCAGUGCCAACCUUGAUAGAACCGAAAGACGAGGAGGAAGAGACCUUCCUGAACAAUGCAGUCUUCAUCGGGGACGAGGAGGACAUGGUGAUGGAGCAGUACACCAAUCCACCACCGCAGCAACCUUGCAGUCGAUGUCAACGAGGCCUGGUGAGUCUCAUGCGGGACACAGCCAAUCAACAGUUGGUGUGGAAUUGCAACAAUCCAGCAUGUGCGUUUUGUUGCCCGGAUGUGAACGAUAUCCUGGAACCAGCACAGGGUGUUUUCCUGUGUCCACAAUGCCAAGCGGCGGAGCUGUUGCCGAUCAGAGGAGAAGCUCGGUUGGGCUAUUGGAUGAAAGAUGGAAACCCACACCUUGAGACUGACGAGAACCUGGGCCUGAACAAGUCCUACGACCAGAUCAUUGAGGCCUUGGACGUGGACCCUUUGACGACCUAUGUAGCCAUCGGAUAUGGUGAUUUUGUCAAAGGUCUCACGUCAGUUGUGACUAUGCCUGUGAUUAGCCGUCGGAUCAUUUUGACCAAGAACGGCGAUGGUUUCUGGUGUGCAGUCAACGUGUCCAACAUCCCUGGCAAUGACUACCAGUUUGGCUCGACAGUGCACUACAUGGUCUUCUAUGAGUUCACCCCGGAGUUUGUCAGCUACAUGGUGGAUGUGGAGUUUGAGAAUGAAACGACUUUGAGCAGAACAACCAAGACAGAACUAUCCAACAGCCUUGACAAUGCCUUGGGUGACCUCUCAGUGUACUGGACGCUGUGGGAAAACUCUGAUGAACCACAUGAUGUUGUCGAGAUCUUUGGCAACCUCCCACAAGAGCGCAACGCCAUUGCAGAGCUCUACAGCCCUCCAAGAGUUGUGGAAGCUGCCAUUGCCAGAGGACUUGUGGCUGACCUGUCCAUCGACCUCAGCACUGGAUACGACCUCAGCCUGCCUGCCGAGAAAGAGAGGGCAAGAGAGCAAAUUCGAAAGCGCAAACCGCGCUUGUUGGUCACUUCACCGCCCUGCACCAAGUUCUCACCACUUCAGAACAUCAGGAAGUAUCCAGAACUUCUUCAAGAAGAACUUGGACCUGCGAUUGACCACAUGGACUUCUCCAUGGAGAUGCAGGAAGAGCAGUUGAGCCGUGGUGACCUAGGUCUACAUGAGCAUCCUGACUUGGCAACCUCAUGGGAAUUGCCAAAAGUUCAACAGUUUUUGUCGCAUGAGGAGGUGCUCCUGAUCAAGUCACAUUUGUGUCGUUUUGGUUUGAUCAUCAAUGGGAAGCUGAGCAGGAAAUCAACUUUGUUUGCCACAACAUGUGAUGCCAUAGCUGCCAAUUUGCAGCGACUUUGCAACUGCGUGGAUGGGCAUCAGCAGCUCAUCAAUGGUCUUCCGCAUCAAGCUCAGACUUACCCACCUGCGUUGGUCAAAGCAAUUGUUGAUGGUUUGAUUCAAGAUUGGGUUGAUCAACAACAGGGGCGGCCAACCAGAUUGCCUGACCAUGGGGAUCUCUGUCAGUGGAUAGAUGAACUUUUUCCAGAGCAACACCACCACUGGCGGCAUUUCCAUGGAUCAGCAAUCCUUACGGUUCGCCGACCUCAACAUGUUCCAGUUUGUGGCCCGGGACACCGGACAGUGCGUUGGACUUGGGUUUUGAAUCCCAUUGAUGGCAAGUGGCUCCAGCUUGAACAAGCUCGAACUGGCAAACCCAAGAAGCUGGAGAUCAAGUAUGAGUACAUGAUCGUGCUCUACCACCAUCCUGAGAUCUUCAUGACACUUGCUGAAGGAUCCAGCGUGAGCAUGUCCGAGAAGAACAUGGUGCUUAGAGCACAUGUGAAUUUGGGCCACCCAUCAGUCAAAGAAUUUGUACGUUUGCUGAAAGCUGCGGGCACUCGGAACGACAUCAUCACCUAUGUCCUCCGAGAGUUCCACUGUGAAGGAUGUUUGAAGGAGCGCAAACAACCAACUCGUUUGCCCUCAGCCACACCACGCACCUACGACUUCAACGUUGUGGUGGGCGUGGAUUUGCUGUUUGUCUAUGGUCACAACGACAAAGAUGAACACCCCAUCCUCAAUGUGACGUGCAUGGGAACGCUCUACAGCACCUUCACUAUGGUGGAUGCCCAUCGCAGAGGAGCAGCUUUGGUUUGGUCUUCUUUCCUGAAAUGCUGGCUGCGAACGUUUGGAAGCCCAAGCUUUCUGAUCAUGGACCAGGGCCUUGAGUUUCAAGGCAACUUCAUUGAUGGACUUGGGAGCCACGGGAUACAACCAAUUUUGAUUGAUAGGGAUGCACCUUUUCAGAACGGCGUCACUGAGCGUCGAGGUGGUCUUUUCAAAGAGGUGUACUACAAAACCCGUGAGCUUCAUCAACCUGCAAACCUUCAAGAAGUACAAGACAUGGUCCAUGAAGUGUCAUGGGCAUUGCAGACCAUGACAAACCGCAGUGGCUACUCACCAGCCCAGCGAGUGUUUGGCAAACAGCCCAGCAUAGCCAUGGAGAUCUUGAAUGACUCUGGUGAAUACACCUUCUCCAACACCAACGAUGAGGCCUGGAAACGCUCUGAACAGAUACGUCAAGCAGCUCGCAAAGCACUGGUUGAAAUCGAUGGUCGAGAGCGACUUCAACGAGCUGCCAGAGCAAGACCCAGAAGAGCCCUUGAGAACUUGCAGUUUGAAGAAAGCGAACCUGUCAACGUGUGGAGACAGGGCAAGAGGGCAAGCCAAGCGAAAGUUGGACCUUGCUUUGUCGUCUUGCAGAAGGGCGACACCGUUUGGGUCACCAGGCGAGGUGAGUUGUGGAAGUGCCACAAAAGCCAGGUCUUCAAGAUGGGCAACUUGGAAAAACAAGGGCUUGAAGCCAUCCCCUUGGAGCUCCUCCGUGCCAAGGAGAAACCACGUUUUCAUCCAGAAAAACUUGGCUAUGUCGACGUGGAGAGCGAGGGUGAGCCCAGACUUCCUUCAGUGCAAGACCUACCACCACAAGCACAGCAGCUGCAGCCUCAGCGACAGAAGACCAACAACGAUGACAUACACCGGAGGGCUCCUCAAACACCCAGAGGACCCCCCGAAGGAUUGAGAACACCCAAUCCAAAGACACCACGAACAUCACAAACACAACCAACUACACCUGUGAUGCAACCUUCUCAACUACCACAACCUACAACACCGGCCAUUCACAGAGCAAUGCCAGUGACACCACUUCCAGCAACAAUCAUACCAGUCCCAGAAUCACCACCACAGAGCAGAUCACAAUCACCAGCACCUGCACAACCAACACAAGAACCAACAACAACAACCACAACUGAAACUACCACACUUGACAAACAUACACAAUACAGGACCGACAAGACCAACAGGUCAAGAUCACCACCUGGCAGAGAGCAAGUGACAACAAGCACAGCAUCACCAAGCACAGCCAAGCCAACAGCAAAGCAGAACAUUGCACCACAACCAGCAACACAAUCACAACAGACACCACCUGCAACAGAAGCAGAUGAGCUCUGGAGGGCAACUGUUGAAAAUGAACGAGCUCGAAGCAGUACAACGCCUGCAACACAACAACAACCAGAUGAACCACCACCACUACGAUGUUGGCGACGCUAUGACUUAGCAGCCAAGAGGUAUCGUGCCUCCAACUCCAAAGGACCUCUUUGGGGAGAUGUGACUCGACACAUCACCAUUGACCUCGAUGCCUCCAUUGUCAUCCAGGACAAGAUCAUCACUGACAACCUGACGGUGCACAACCUUCAUGAACGACUUCCAGUUGGGGUGGACAACAUUGAAACCAUCCUGGUGUACCGGCAGAUUCCUGGACAUCCUGAUCCUGGCGAACCAUUUAAUGAUCGAGUUCUACAAGGUGCACGACCUCUUCUACCAGAUCAACUUCCUGAAGAAGAUGCACGUUUGGUGGACGCUGGCAUGAAGCGUGGACUUGAAGAUCCAACACCGAAUGAACGAGUCACCAACAAGUCCAAGAUCUUUGGCAUGUGGCGAGCUGAUGAUCUGACUGAAUGGGGCGACAAGAAGAUCCACCCAGUGAUUGCCAACCAGCGUGACCUGCAGAACUUCAAGAAGCUGGACAAGAACGACAUCUACUACGAGAUGAACAAGAAGUUGCAAGAUGAUAUCACUUCUUUGGCCUAUUUGACCAAGCAGAGUGGCAAGGAGCUGAACGAGAAGAAGCUGACCGAAGCAGAGUUGAAACUGUUUCGAGAAGCCAAGCUGCUCGAGAUCAACAACCUGAUCAACUCCAAUGCCAUCGAGAUUGUCCUCAACGAGAAGGAGCUGGCCGAGAUCAAGGAGCACAAGGCGCACAGGAUCAUGCCAUCCCGCUUCAUCCUCACGAAGAAGGCUGGCGAAGUUGGAGAAAGUUGGAAGGCAAAGGCAAGAUGGAUUCUCUUGGGACAUAAAGACCCAGAUGCAAUGUCCCUGGAGCGCUAUGCUCCAACACCAUCUUCAACGACUGUGAUGAUGUGCCUCCAGAUCAUUGCAACCAUGAAGUUCCACCUGUACAUCAUGGACGUUAGCUCAGCAUUUGGUCAGUCUGACCCUCAUGAACGUGAACAAGGACCAUUGUUUGCAUCAAUGCCACCAACAGGCAUUCCAAAUGUACCACAACAUGCUUUGGUGAGGGUGUUGACAGCAGUUUAUGGGCUUGUCAACGCACCUGCAAUUUGGAGGAAGACGGUGAGAAGACACCUGAUUGAAUUGGGCUACUUGGAGUCUGUUUUCGACCCAUGCCUCUACUACCUCAAGCCCGACGAGACCGAGAUGGCUGAGUUCGGCAAGUUUGGCGUGGCAGGGAUUGUUCUUUUGGAUGUGGAUGAUUUUUGCCAAGGUGGAGGUGAGCGGCAUGAAUCGCUCAUGGGUGAGCUGAGACAGCGACUCAAGUUCGGCAAGUGGCGAGAUGUCUAUGGUAACUCAGCUGAGUACAUUGGCAGGACCCUGAAACAACUGCCAAGCUAUGAGAUCCAAGUGAGCAUGAAGAGGUACAUAGAAGAGAAGUUGCGACCAGUGACUUUGAGCAAAGAGCGUGCAAAGGAGAAAACAUCACCUUUGACGGAGCAGGAGACCACAUGGCUUCGUGGAGUUGGUGGAUCUUUGCUAUGGGUUGGAAAAGAAGGGCGACCAGAUGUUGGCGCAGCUUGCGCUAUGGCUAUGUCAUGGAGCACCGGCGGACCGACUGUCGACCACAUUCACAUGGCCAACAAGACGGUAGAUGAGCUGAAGCAGACGGCAGACGUGGUCAUCCGCGUGAUCCCGAUAACUGCGAGCGAUGGUAUCUGGAUGAGCGUGGCCGAUGCUUCGAUGGCGAACGCCGACAGCAGCAAGAGCCAAGGCGGCUACAUCAUUGCGUUUGCCGAGGCGAAGAUCAUGGCUGGACAACGUGCUGCCUUCAGCAUCAAUAGCUGGAGGUCGCACAAGCUGAAGAGAGUUGUGAAAGCAACUUUGGGAUCUGAGGCACUUGCAAUGGAUGAUGCGUUGGCGGAGAUCGAAUGGGUUUCGAGCUCUAUGGCAUGA